CCCCCGACCCUGGCGAUCCCCGGGCGCCCUGGCCUCCGGGGCCAGCCCCUCCCGUGCCCGGCGUCUCCCCUGGCAGCUCCGGGGUGGCGUCCAAGAAAAUGGCCCUCCCCUCCCCGCCGGCAGCGCUCUCAGACGACGGCUGGACUUCUGAAAAGCUGACAGGCCCAACCUGCUGCUGGAGGCAGGGAAGGUGCUGUCGGUGAAAGCGAGGGGCCAGCCGCUGGAGCCCCCCGUUUCCCUCUCGCUCCGCCUCCCCCGCGAUGCAUUACUUUUUCACUAACUUCUUGCAACUUGUCUGCUUCCAUCUGCUGCCCAGACCGAUGGAGCAGCGGUGCUGUUUUCAGGUUGCUUCCUUCGGGCUUCCGUGGGAUUAGGAGUCUGUGUACGGGAGCUGUUGAGAUCCUUGUUUCAGAUCCAGGCUGGGAUGAAGGUGAUGUUUUUCAGUGUGGUACUCAAAGCCCAAACUAUUCGCGCCCUCUUACGGAAAAAUCACCUGGGCACACUACGUCUAUCCUAACUUUUCCCAGAAAUCUGCAUUGGUAGAUGCCUGGUAGACAUCUUAGAACUUUAAAAACAGAGAAGACCUGCUUUUAGGGGAAAAUGCUGAGGGACACUAUGAAAUCUUGGAAUGAUAGCCAGUCCGGUCUCUGUACCAGUGACCAAGAAGAGGAAGAAGACAUGGUUUUUGGUGAAAAUGAAGAUGACUUGGAAGAGAUGAUGGAUUUAAGUGAUCUGCCCACCUCUCUUUUUGCCUGCAGUGUCCAUGAAGCAGUGUUUGAGGUGCAAGAGCAGAAGGAGAGAUUUGAAGCGCUUUUCACCGUCUAUGAUGAGCAGGUUACGUUUCAGUUGUUUAAAAGCUUUAAAAGAGUCAGAAUAAAUUUCAGCAAGCCUGAAGCAGCAGCCAGAGCACGAAUAGAACUCCACGAAUCAGACUUCAAUGGGAAGAAGCUGAAGCUGUAUUUUGCACAGGUUCAGGUGUCCCGUGAAACACGAGACAAAUCGUAUCUACAGCCGCCCCAGCCGGUCAAGCAGUUCCUCAUCUCCCCUCCAGCGUCUCCUCCCGUGGGGUGGAAGCAGGGGGACGACGCGAUGCCGCUUUUAAAUUACGACCUACUCUGUGCUGUUUCCAAGCUGGGACCAGGAGAAAAAUACGAACUUCAUGCAGGAACCGAGUCGACACCCAGCGUGGUGGUGCACGUCUGUGAAAGUGAAACGGAAGAGCUAGAGGAAACAAAAAACCCCAGACAGAAAAUUACCCAGACCAGGCGCCCGGAACCUCCAGGCACAGCCCCGAGCGAGCCCCAGACCUUCGACUGUGCCCCGUGAGGCCUGAUUGUGGCGCGAGGCAGCUGCCAUCGCGGGCGCUGGUCAUGGAAACAGUGCCCCCUGCUGGGGCACUGCUGCUCGAGGUGUAGGUGAGGUGAGCGGGCAUGCGGGCAGUGUGUUCACCACGCCUGCGCCGUGGACACGGCCGUCUAGAGUAGAGGCUGAUGUUCUGAGAAGCACUGCAAGGAUUGGCCCCCAACAUGCAGCAUCUCUUGACCACUUUGAACAGUAGCCAACUAGGAACACGGCCCCCUCCAGGAAUGUUCCUCUCCCUGAUUCUGUGUAGCAUGGAGAACCCCCAACUAAAACUAUCGUCGCCGAGCGCAGCCCCGUUUUUAUGAAUUUAAAAGUAGUCUUACAGUUUUAAUAAUCUAGUGUGGGUAUUUUUGUACUGGUAUGACAGCUUCUAACUAAACCCCUUGAUCAAAGCUUAAUUACUAUUCCGUAUACCUGAAAUUGUUUGCACGUCAAGAAACCUGAAGUAUAGAAUAAUUCAUAGAAAAUCAUUUUUCUCUGGUAUUUUAUUUCCUUUAACUUUGGGGAAGAAAAUGCCAAAUUCACUUUGACCAUCAGAGUCUAAUGGCACAGAUCCGCGUGCGUACUGUUCUCUGCCCUGGAAUCCAAGGAAAGCGAUGGGCACACCACUGUCCGCGUUUGUGGUCCCUCCCAGGGGAGGAGCUGCUGCUUUGGCUGGGGGAUCGCCUGGAGCUCCCCUGCUUAUGGCUCAGGCGGCUGCCGCCGGGCCUGCUUGUGGCUCAGGUGGCUGCCGCCGGGCCUGCUUAUGGCUCAGGCGGCUGCCGCCGGGCCUGCUUGUGGCUCAGGCGGCUGCUGCCGGGCCUGCUUGUGGCUCAGGCGGCUACCGCCGGGCCUGCUUGUGGCUUAGGCGGCUGCCGCCGGGCCUGCUUGUGGCUCAGGUGGCUGCCGUCGGGCUUGCUUGUGGCUCAGGUGGCUGCUGCCGGGCCUGCUUGUGGCUCAGGUGGCUGCCGCCGGGUGCCGCUUGUGACCGUGUGCUAGCCUAUGGCAUCCCAACUGCUCCCAGCCACCUGCUAGGCUCUCCUGUGCUGUACAUAUUUGUGUGUCAUUCAUAGACUUUAAAUUAGAAAAGGAAAUGGUCAGAUUUUCUUACAAACCAUUUUAAAAGUGUCCAUUUGAGCAUUUUUCAUCCUGAAAGAAAAGUCACACUUACUCCGUUUCUGUGAAUCAGGGAGAGAUGGGAGAUCAUUUUGGUAGUCAGACUCCUUUUUUGGUGAGGCAUUUUACAGUAGGCAUUUCCCCCUAACAGAAUUGUUUCUCACUUGGGUUUCAGAGUGGAUAGUUGAACUUCCUAACGUAGAAGCAAGAGUCUUUUUAAUUUGGGGGGUCUGUUCAGACUUUAAAGACCUUUUUAUAGAAAAGUCUCAUAACUAAAUGCUUUGCUCUGCUGAUUCUCUGCUCACACGGCUGUUUUAUUUUAUGGCAAAUGUCUGGAGUGCCUGGUCUGUAUGUAAAGGGGUUGCGCACCUGAGUUUGGCCUAAUACAAUGUGGCUACUGCUAUAAAAGAGAAAAAUGCAGACAUGCAGGCCAUGAUAUCUGUACAUUUUUGGUAACAUGUUUUUGUGGUUUAGAUGUUCUUAUGGUAGACUUUAUUUCUGAGGACUUAACUAUAUUGCAAAAAAAGUUUUGUAUGUUUUCCUUGCUCUGAAACACUCUGAGGUGAUAAACUCUUCUAUUUGUAUGUAUCUACCACUGCUGCGCCUCCGUGUAAGUUCAGUUCAGGUUUGUGAUUCCACAAGUAAUUUAUUAAAUUCAGAUCACCA
This is a messenger RNA of Myotis myotis, 3123 nucleotides long. It is a transcript of the gene RCAN3, whose product is annotated as RCAN family member 3. The record is from RefSeq and is a predicted model, not a curated record. Lineage: Eukaryota; Metazoa; Chordata; Mammalia; Chiroptera; Vespertilionidae. Gene Ontology annotation, biological process: calcium-mediated signaling. Gene Ontology annotation, cellular component: cytoplasm; nucleus. Bases 601 to 1326 code for a protein of 241 amino acids. The transcript has 5 exons. Gene Ontology annotation, molecular function: calcium-dependent protein serine/threonine phosphatase regulator activity; nucleic acid binding.